AUGCGCUGCAUUGUGAUUGAGACGAGUAAAAAGGUAGGCAAGGAGCAGCUGCCGAUGACUACAUGUGAAUUUCUGAAAGAUAGAAACUUGAACCAGGUCAAGGGCGAUGGGGAAGAGUACCAACUAGAGCAUGCCACUGUCACUUUGCCGUGUUCUCAUAAUGGCCGUAUUGAAAUGACCUAUAUAGGAACUACCAAAAGUUACGUUUAUUCGGCUUUUCACGACUUAAAAACCUUCCGUAUAUUUGAGGUGUGCGUAUGGAGACGAACGCUAUAUGCCUGCGAUGAACGCCUCAAGUUUGCUGAUGCACCCAGUAAAACAUAA
Molecule: messenger RNA, 324 nt
Organism: Loa loa (African eye worm)
Lineage: Eukaryota; Metazoa; Nematoda; Chromadorea; Rhabditida; Onchocercidae
Exons: 2
Coding region: 1-324 (107 amino acids)
Source: RefSeq, a predicted model, not a curated record